Molecule: messenger RNA, 1754 nt
Organism: Triplophysa rosa
Lineage: Eukaryota; Metazoa; Chordata; Actinopteri; Cypriniformes; Nemacheilidae
Exons: 7
Coding region: 126-893 (255 amino acids)
Biological process (GO): positive regulation of hippo signaling
Cellular component (GO): plasma membrane; cell junction
Source: RefSeq, a predicted model, not a curated record
CUCUCUCCUCCCCCUCUCUUGAUGUGCGUGUAUUGAUGCAGUAUCACGGCUGGUCUCAAGGGUGUAGCUCCGACACUGCAGUGGAAGGUAGGGCUUGGCUGCUGCACUAUACAAUGCGCUGAAAGAUGGUGCACCAGGAGAAAUGUGUUUAUCAGGCCCAGAGAAAUGAGAGGGAGUCCAUUAGGCAGAAGCUGGCCCUUAGCAGUUUCUAUGACGACGGACCAGUUACUUUUACUGGCUGCAGCAAGAACUGCCUGUCCUCACGGCUUCAGAAUGGGGUGAACAUGCAGAUGUGCUUUGUGAAUGACAGCAGCAGUGAUAGGGACAGUGAUGCAGAGGACAGCCGAACAGAGACCAGCUUGGACACUCCGUUGUCACCUAUGAGCAAGCAGAGCUCCUCUCUGUCUGACCGGGACACUGGUGAGGAAGAUCUGGAGUCAGAAGAUUCAGAAUUUUGGCGGCUACAGCGUCGCCUACAGGAAGAGGCGCGUGUUGCUUUGGCUCUGGCUCGUCCGAUGGCUCGCAUGCAAGUGGAGGUAGAGAGACAGAUACAGCUACACCGCAGGUCCCCUGUGGCAGACCUGUUACCACAUCUGCCACAUAUCAGUGAGAGUCUAAUGAAGAGAAAUCUGAGACCCGUGGACCUUAGAGACAUGAGUCUUGGUCAGUUACAGGUCAUUACCAAUGAUCUUCACUCUCAGAUACAAGGUUUGAAUGAGGAGUUGGUGCAGCUUUUGCUCAUGAGAGAUGAACUACACAUGGAGCAGGAUGCCAUGCUGGUUGAUGUUGAGGAUCUAACCAGGCAUGCACAUAGCCAGCAAAGGCACAUGAUGGAGAAGACUCUCUCCAAAGGCAAAGGAGCUUGCCACACUCGUUGUGAUUCUCCAUACUGAGGCAAACCGUGAAGAGCACAUGGCCAACCACUUGUGUUUCUCUAUAUAAUAAAUCUGUGUACUCAAUUUGAUCCCUUUUCAGUCCAACUAGAUGUGUGUGUUUUGCCUUUGUUAGCAUUGUGUGGAUGUAUGUUAACUAACUCUAAGUGUCCAUGCAUGCCUGCACCUUAGCUAAGGGAAACACACAAAAUCAAGACCUCGAUGACCCUUUAGAAUGUAGAAAUGAUGGACUUACUGAAUUAUGGACUUCAUAGGUUGUGAAUCUAUCCGUGGGAUUCUAUCAUUUUGACCGAUUGUAUCUUUUCAGGGUAUUUGUUGAUUCUGAUGUACUGACCAGAAAGUUGGUCACUUAGUAUGGACCUUAAUGUUUGCAAUCGGAAAACAAUAUUAGUACUCUCUGUCAACUAGUUACCUGCUUCUCUGUGCAGAUUUUUGCUGGAUUUGCUUAUUAACCUACCGUAGUUUCCCGUAUUGGGGAUUAAUAAAGUUUACUCACUAUAUAUGCAGUUUUUAUAGCACUGGCUAAUGUGCUGGCUACAGUUAUCCCACCUAUAACAAAGACAACAUUACCAAAACUACUGAAGGGUUUGAAUAUAAACUAUAUGUUAGGGCGAUGUUAAUGUUGUAGUUUUUCCAAUAUUUGUUUGUAAGAAGCUGCCUGGUGUGGUGAUAAUUUUUUCUUGUGUUCUCAAUGAACUAUGAUGUCUGUCUUUUAAGAUAAAGUAGUCUAUUUUACCUACUUUUCAUCCAAGUGUGGCAUUUCCUGUUUCACAGAUGUAAGGAACACAACAUGGUUGAUGCAUCAUGUGCACAGAAAUGGAAAAGGAAAUUAUGAGCAAAUAAAUUACUUACCCAGUAUGA